Apodemus sylvaticus (European woodmouse) is the source of this 1011-nucleotide messenger RNA. RefSeq names its product olfactory receptor 1019-like. Gene Ontology annotation, biological process: G protein-coupled receptor signaling pathway. The record is from RefSeq and is a predicted model, not a curated record. Lineage: Eukaryota; Metazoa; Chordata; Mammalia; Rodentia; Muridae. Gene Ontology annotation, molecular function: G protein-coupled receptor activity; olfactory receptor activity. Gene Ontology annotation, cellular component: membrane.
AUGGGGUGGACUCAUGUCCUGAGCUUGCCUGAUAUUUCUGUCCCCUCCCUCAGCUCUGUGUGGUUACUUUAUCUGAAUACAAUUUGGGCAGACAUAUCCAAACACACAACAGUAACUUACUUCAUCCUCAGCGGCUUCUCAGAUGUCCCACAGCUGAGAUUGGUGGUCACUAUUUUUCUUAUUUAUAUAAUUGGCCUCCUGGGGAACCUCUCCAUCAUAACAGCUGUGAUGAGAGACAGUCGGCUCCACUCUCCCAUGUACUUCUUCCUGAAGAACUUGUCUUUCCUGGACAUGUGCUACACCUCAGUCACCAUCCCCAAGGCAGUGGUUGUAUCCUUCACAGGCUCAGGGGUCGUCUCCUAUCUCGAGUGUGUAGCACAGCUUUAUAUAUUUAUCACACUCUGUGCUACUGAAUGCUUUCUGCUCACAGCCAUGGCUUAUGACCGGUGCCUGGCCAUCCUCAGACCACUGCUCUAUGGAACCAUCAUGAGCCAGAAAUAUUGCUUUGCAUUGGUGGUCACUGCCUGGGUGGGUGGGGCUUGCUACUCAACAUUUCAUACUCUCAACACGUUCUCCCUCCCCUACUGUGGACCCAAUGUUGUUGAACACUUCUUCUGUGACAUCCCUCCUGUCAUGAGACUCUCCUGCACCGAUUACCAUGUCAAUGAGGAGGUGGGCUUUGCUGUUGGCACCUGCACUGUCAUGAGCGCCUUUGCCCUCACAGUGGUCUCCUAUAUUGGCAUUGUGGCCACAGUUCUUCGCAUCCCCUCAGUGGAUGGCAGGUGGAAAGCCUUUUCUACCUGCUCCUCUCACCUCACCACAGUCAUCCUGUUUUAUGGAACAGGAAGCUUUGUGUACCUGAAGCCUGCCUCUCAGUACUCCCCGACUCUGGAUCCCCUGGCUUCUAUUUUCUAUUCUGUAGUCACACCUUCCUUGAAUCCAGUUGUCUGUUGUCUGAGGAACAAAGAUAUGAAGUGUGCUCUACAGAAACUUUGUGGGAGGAAGAACUGA